CCCCACUGCUCCAGGCUCUUUGACUCCCCUCAAGCGCUCGGCAGGCACCAGAAUGCUCACAAACACGAGCAAGCAGCUCAGCGAAACUCUCCGGCCAACCACCAGUAGCCAUACCAUCCACUCGCUCUGUUCCCCGCUGAUCAACAUCAACAACACACCUCAUCGAUACCAUUUCCCCACUUGCCGGGCAUGGACCAUACCGCCUGUGCAGCCGGAUUUGUUAACGUGUGACCGGAACCCAUCCAGCCGCGGCAGCACCUUCUUCCUUCCAGCUUGGUCCCUCAUCAGAGUUUUCUGGGCGUUUCGACUACUCCUGACGCUCUCUCCCCUACCACGGAUGUGGAUGAUUCUUCUGCUGAUAUUGACCUCAACCUCCGCUCGUGAAGCAACGCGUUUCUCUUUCUCUUAACUUCUUUCUUUUCGGUUUUUGAAAGGAAAUGGAACAAGUUAACGGGAUUUGAUGAGAAGGAAAGUGGUUAAGGUUAAUGGGAUUCUUGAAUCUCUUGUUUGGUGUUCGUUUCCAUAU
Molecule: messenger RNA, 526 nt
Organism: Rubroshorea leprosula
Lineage: Eukaryota; Viridiplantae; Streptophyta; Magnoliopsida; Malvales; Dipterocarpaceae
Source: the annotation of a GenBank genome assembly